AUGCGGGAGCGGGAGCUGCAGCGUGUGGGCAGGAGAUUGCUGCUGUUGGGCAUCUGUCUGCUGUCUCUCUGGGGUCAGCUGAGUCUGGCCUCAACACAUCGCAGCCAUAUUGUACACGUCAAAGCGGGAACCUGUGAGGUCAUUGCAGCCCACCGCUGCUGUAACAAGAACAAAAUCGAGGAGCGCUCCCAAACUGUCAAGUGUUCUUGCUUCCCUGGGCAAGUUGCUGGGACAACAAGAGCGGCUCCUUCCUGUGUGGACGCUUCUAUAGUAGCGCAGAAGUGGUGGUGUCAGAUGCAGCCGUGUAUGGAGGGCGAGGAGUGUAAGGUGUUGCCGGAUCUAAAAGGUUGGAGCUGCAGCACGGGAAACAAAGUCAAGACGACCAAGAGCUGGAACAGGACCAAACUUGCAUGCUAAACCCUCCCAGAUCCAGAGGAGCUAGCGGUUCCGGUCCCUCAGUGUGCUGCUCUCUAUUUCGGGCCGCUACCGCUGAGCUCAUGCUGGUGGUGUGCUUAAUGACACUUGUAGGUGACAAUAAAAUGUGCCUGUGUGAGCAUGUGUCAGUCUCCAUACUAACACCUCAUGCCUUAGAGGAAACUUCUAAUAGAAGAAUUUUCCAUUUUA
Molecule: messenger RNA, 624 nt
Organism: Sinocyclocheilus grahami
Lineage: Eukaryota; Metazoa; Chordata; Actinopteri; Cypriniformes; Cyprinidae
Product: protein FAM19A2-like
Exons: 4
Coding region: 1-417 (138 amino acids)
Molecular function (GO): receptor ligand activity
Source: RefSeq, a predicted model, not a curated record